Messenger RNA from Lolium rigidum, 1451 nucleotides. RefSeq lists its product as uncharacterized. The record is from RefSeq and is a predicted model, not a curated record. The transcript is spliced from 6 exons. Lineage: Eukaryota; Viridiplantae; Streptophyta; Magnoliopsida; Poales; Poaceae. The coding region runs from base 20 to 1249 and encodes 409 amino acids.
UUCCGCCGCCGCGACCGCGAUGGCGUACCGCCGGAAGCCACAGCCGCAGCCGCCCUCCGAGCACCAGCACCCGCAGCCCGUGAGCCCUUCCUCGCCGUCGCAGGAGUCCCUCGCCGCCCAGGCCAUGCGCGCGUCCGCCGCCCACCGCGACGCCUCCUCCCUCUCCUCCGCCUACUCCUCCUCGGCCGCCUCUGCGGCCGCGGCCGCUCGCCGGAGCCACGAGCCCUCCGUCUCCACCCCUUCCCCUGAUUCUUCCAGCUAUGGGUACACAUCCAUGAAGAGCUUGAACGAGGACAAGUACGGAUUCUGGGGGACGCUGGCUCGGAAAGCAAAGUCAUUCAUUGACGAGGAUGGUUCGCCCGGGCAAUAUGAUUCCCCGGAGAGACAGCAGCUGCCCAGACAUGGUCCAUCACCAGGUAUCCAGAUACCACACUCGCCACAGCCACCAGCAGACACAUGGAAAUCCGAUACACCUCCAUCUCAGAAGAGGUCUGAGGUCUUAGCUUCCUCCCUUAACUAUAUUGGUGGCACAAUAAAGAGUGCCCUCGAAGAAGGUCGGACCAUUGUAGAGAAUAAAACAGCUGACAUUAUUCAAGAGACACGAAAGCUGAACAUAAGGCGGAAAGGAUCUGGUCUAAAUCCACAAGGAGAAGCUUCUCACAAAUUUGCUCACAGAAAUUUUCUUCAAAAUCCACUGGAUCACGAAACUCAAUUGAAGGCAUCUCGCGACGUUGCAAAUGCUAUGUCAGCAAAAGCAAAGCUGUUAUUACGUGAACUGAAGACUGUGAAGGCAGAUUUAGCUUUUGCAAAGGAGCGCUGUGCUCAGCUUGAGGACGAGAAUAAAAUGUUACGGGAAAGUCAAGACAAUGGUGAUAAUCCAGAAGACGAUGAUCUGAUCCGCCUACAAUUAGAGACACUAUUAGCUGAGAAGGCGCGACUUGCACAUGAGAACUCGGUGUAUGCUCGAGAAAAUAGAUUCCUGCGAGAAAUUGUAGAGUACCACCAACUUACUAUGCAGGAUGUCAUUUAUGUGGAUGAAGGCAUCGAAGAGGUCAGUGAGGUGUACCCUACUCAAGUACUGCCACCAGCGUCUGCUCGCACUGGGUCGGGCAACGGUCGGGCAUCAACUGCAGCGACACUUAAGCAUAUCAACUCAUCUCCGGCCUCCAGUUCCGUUGUGCCAGAAUCCUGUCUGCUCUCACCACCUUCUCCAAACUCUCUUCCUCGGGCUUCAUCUCUAAGCAAGUAGAGGGAGCCCGGCACCACCAACUAUCAUCGCGCAAGGGUAAAGAUGGCUAGUGGUGUGAUACAAGUAACAAAUAUACUGCGCAUGUAACCGAGGUUGCCUGUGGCGAAUACAUGCAGAAUAUGUGUUGUUUUUGUAUAAUCCGUGUUGUAACUCAUGGGAUUUUUCUUUCACAUCAUGCUUCCGAAACUGCACAUUUUGCUGA